AUGAGGAACACCGAAGGAGGACACAUAGUUCGAUCCACCGGUAAGAAAAAUCGCCACAGCAAGGUUUACACAUCGAAAGGACCCCGCGAUCGGAGGGUUCGUCUCUCGGCACACACAGCCAUUGAAUUCUACGAUGUUCAAGACCGUCUUGGCUAUGACAGACCAAGUAGGGCAGUUGAUUGGCUCAUCAGGAAAGCAAAACCUUCCAUUGGCAAGCUCGCCGAGCUUCCGUCGUGGCAACCUAUCGGCGAAACUCAAACCCUAAUGCCACAAGAGGAUGAACAGAAUGUAGCUGAUGUGUCUACUGGUAUGGUUAUUGGAGAAUCAUCAAAUGGUUACAGUUUUCAUCUGUUAAGUCAAUUGAGUGAGGAUCAAGAAAACCCUAGUUCAGGUUUCAUCGAUCCUAAUCCUAUACCUUUCUUUCCAACUACCUCUUCUACUUCUUCAUCUAUCCAUUUUCAGAACUACCCUUCUGAAAACCUUGGACUCUCUCUUCAUUCCUUCCAAGAUCACAAUGGUUUCAUUCCUUGGCAAAACCAAAACCAUAAUCAAACACUCUUUGAUAACCAGUAUCAUGUGGAUUGGAACAAUGAAACAACCAAUGAUUAUAUUACGAAAGUAGGGUUCAUGGUAAACUCAAAUCCAUUUCUAGGACAAGGUUCAGCUUACACUCCUAAUGAGAGACUUCAGUCGAACUUUUCGCAUUCGGCUCGGUCAUGGAAUGAAAUUCCUAUGGAUUCUGCUUCAGAGGUUCAUCAAAGAUCACAAAAAGUUCAGCAUCAAGCUUCAAUCUUUGGAAGCAGGUUUGUUUCUGAUAGAUUACCAGGUUUCGCCAUUCUUGAUACAAUUCAAGAUGGAGAAGAGGGUCAUGGAAUUUCUUCUAAUAAGCCAUCGUCUGUUUCUCCUAACCACAACUGAGCAAG
This is a messenger RNA of Lathyrus oleraceus (garden pea), 923 nucleotides long. RefSeq names its product transcription factor TCP10-like. Gene Ontology annotation, molecular function: sequence-specific DNA binding; DNA-binding transcription factor activity. Gene Ontology annotation, biological process: regulation of secondary shoot formation. Bases 1 to 918 code for a protein of 305 amino acids. The record is from RefSeq and is a predicted model, not a curated record. NCBI's taxonomy places the organism in Eukaryota, Viridiplantae, Streptophyta, Magnoliopsida, Fabales, Fabaceae. The transcript has a single exon. Gene Ontology annotation, cellular component: nucleus.